UUGUCUGAAGAAGCGAACUGGCAAUUACAGUAUUUUGAGACAGAAAGUUGGGCUACUGUUAGAAAUAUUUGGCGAAUCCAUGGCACACUGGAUUGUGCCAUAGGUGUCUCUACAAAUCAUCACGGCACAGGACUUAUUAAUCGUCUUCGUAUUCGGUUCUUCGGGGGUUCUAACAUCGAUACAACAUUUGCUGACUUUAACAAUUUUUACGUGGACACAGUGUACAUGUUCGUUGCCAUGCCAGAUUUUGUGAUUCAAGUUACCUAUGACGACCCCCCGAAAGCCUCUGCUCAUUUUGAGAUCCAAGUGGAGACCCGGUGUGAUGAAGUUGUUCUUUCAUGCGAUGACUCGCCAUGCAGUGCAGGUAGCACCUGCGAGGAUAAACAUUAUGGCUUCGUCUGUGAAUGUUUUCCAGGAUUUACAGGGACCAAUUGCUCAGUAGGAAACCAUGUGCAUCACAUAGAUCUGGAAAUGAACAGUCCAAUUGUUUUGGACCCGAUGCAGUACCUUCGCUCCUCAUACCCGUAUCCUCAGAUGUCUUGGUACAUCCAGGGCAAGGAGAACCAUGCUAUUGGGGUGGCUAAAAUCCAGGAAGAGUCGAGUUACCUACAGCGACUGAUUCUCAAUACCGAGCGCAACCUGUUUGGUCUCAUCAUUAGUAGAUCAAGCGGCCUUCCCUUUGUUUUUGUCCAGCAUUCUUCUAUAAGGCUGAUGUGUUCUGAGCAUAUUUGCACCACCUCCGGGGCCACAGUUCUGGAGAUAAGCAUACAGCCCUCUCAAGAAUUUGGAGUACAGAACAACUUUGUUAACAGCAGCGAGCUGGUAGUGAUUCCUUUCCCUGGCCCAACCACGGCUACCAGCGUUGGAACCAUGACUUUCAUACAGACCGAGCCCGGCUGCGGCAUAGGUAUCAUAGAUACAGCUACGGCAUCACAAUGGAAGAUGGCAAAUUGUAGCCCAGAUACCUGUGCGCAUGGCAGCCUGUGUACUAACAUGCAGGGUGGUGGUUAUGUCUGCCAGUGUCAAGUCGGCUUUGCUGGAAUCCGAUGCAACGAUGAGGAAAACGUACGCCACAUAGAGGGGAAUGCCUCCUUCCCUCUGGCUAUUCUGAUCCGUACGGACCGGUUGGAAGAUAAAUCUCAAGCCUAUAAAGUAGAAGUCACUCCAGGAUGUGGUAUCGAAAUCAAUUUUAGAAACUUUAAAAUCGGUCGUCAAGGCAGAUUUAUCAUCAAAGACAACCUCAAAUUGCCAGGCUUUUAUCAAUCAUACACAUAUACAGUGGUGAACAAGUAUUUUCAUUUUCUGAAUCAUACCCUCUGGUUGCUAUUUCACCCUGUUGAAAGAGGAAAUACACAAUUCGUUUUACGGGUAACUGAGUCCUGUGUGACAGCAAACUGUAGCCUUGGUGUGUGUGCAGCAGGCAGCGUGUGUGAAGACUUCUACGGUGGGUAUCUGUGCGAUUGUCCACCGGGGUAUGGAGGUGUAGGCUGUGCUGAAGAUGUCGGUGUGAUCAAAUGGAUUCUGAAUCCAAGCCAGUCGUUAAAACUUGAUCUUGACUACAACAUCACUUGUAAAGUGGACGUGCCCGACCGGGGUUGUGGGAUCGAGGUCUUCCUAUCCAAAAUGUCCUUGAUCACUGGAUCGGGGUACACGUUCAUCAUUCAAUCCUCUGCCGAUAAGUCCACGUUGCUGACGGCGUCAAACGGCAUGUCCAGCGAGUAUGGGUACUUCAACCUACCGACCAUUUGGUUUCAGCUUUACAUUUCGCAUACCAAACAGACUAUAUUGAGUAUGUUUGCCCAAUGUGACCUGUAUCUUCAAGGAGGCAUUGUUUGCGAGAGUGCAGUAUGA
Molecule: messenger RNA, 1851 nt
Organism: Strongylocentrotus purpuratus (purple sea urchin)
Lineage: Eukaryota; Metazoa; Echinodermata; Echinoidea; Camarodonta; Strongylocentrotidae
Exons: 10
Coding region: 226-1851 (541 amino acids)
Biological process (GO): heterophilic cell-cell adhesion; establishment or maintenance of epithelial cell apical/basal polarity
Cellular component (GO): protein-containing complex; plasma membrane
Molecular function (GO): calcium ion binding
Source: RefSeq, a predicted model, not a curated record